This is a messenger RNA of Pelobates fuscus (common spadefoot toad), 957 nucleotides long. RefSeq names its product olfactory receptor 5AR1-like. The transcript has a single exon. Gene Ontology annotation, biological process: G protein-coupled receptor signaling pathway. NCBI's taxonomy places the organism in Eukaryota, Metazoa, Chordata, Amphibia, Anura, Pelobatidae. The coding region runs from base 1 to 957 and encodes 318 amino acids. Gene Ontology annotation, cellular component: membrane. Gene Ontology annotation, molecular function: G protein-coupled receptor activity; olfactory receptor activity; odorant binding. The record is from RefSeq and is a predicted model, not a curated record.
AUGAGAAACACCACAGAAGUAACUGUUUUUCUUUUAGCUCCGCUGUCAGAUAAUCCACAGACACUUUAUUUUAUUUUUAUUAUUUUCCUUCUCAUCUAUAUGAAUACUCUUAUAAUAAACUCCUUAAUUAUCUUCUUGACUAUCACUGAUCCCCAACUUUACACCCCCAUGUACUUUUUUCUUGGAAACCUGGCAUUUUUGGACAUGUCCUGUUCAUCAGUCACUGCACCAAGGAUGCUCUCUGACUUCAUCACCACUAAUAACUCCAUAUCCUUUCCUGCUUGCAUGAUGCAAAUAUUUUUCAUAAUAUAUUUUCUAACUACAGAGCUUUUGCUGCUGGGUGCCAUGUCCUACGACAGAUUUGCUGCAAUCUGUCACCCUCUGCAUUAUAUUCAAAUUAUGUCCUGGAAUGUCUGUUUCCUGCUUUCAUCCAUGGUUUGGGUUUUGGGCUUCUUGUACUCCUUGCUACAUACACUUUGUUCACUAAGACUGACAUUCUGUGACUCAAACAUUAUCCACAAUUUCUUUUGUGACCUUCCUCACCUAUUCCAAAUUUCAUGUACUGACACUAACAUUAACAUAAUUGUCAUCAAUACUUUAGCAGGAUUCGUGGGACAUGUGGCUUUUCUUAUAACUUUUAUUCCAUAUACCCGUAUUUUCAAUACUAUCUUUAGAAUACGGACAAAGGAAGGAAAGAUUAAGGCGUUUUCCACUUGCACAUCUCACCUUACUGUGGUCUUUAUAUUCUAUGCUUCCCUUAUUUUCAUCUACGUUGUACCUAACACACAUUCUCUGUUAACUUUACAUAAGAUUAUGUCUGUAAUUUAUGCUCUAAUUAACCCUUUGCUAAAUCCCCUGAUCUAUAGUGUGAGGAACAGGGAACUUAAAGCAGCUUUGGGAAGGACUGUGCAACACAUUUCUUUGGAGGUAACUUUGAACUUUGACCUCACUCAUUGA